Aspergillus chevalieri is the source of this 1002-nucleotide messenger RNA. Its product is annotated as NAD(P)-dependent alcohol dehydrogenase. The record is from RefSeq and is a predicted model, not a curated record. Bases 1 to 1002 code for a protein of 333 amino acids. NCBI's taxonomy places the organism in Eukaryota, Fungi, Ascomycota, Eurotiomycetes, Eurotiales, Aspergillaceae. Gene Ontology annotation, biological process: alcohol metabolic process. The transcript is spliced from 3 exons. Gene Ontology annotation, molecular function: zinc ion binding; alcohol dehydrogenase (NADP+) activity.
AUGAGCAUCACAUUCGACGUCUUCCGUGGUUCCCCUGAGGGCAGGGUUAUUGCCGACACUGUCACCAAAACCCUCGAGCACAAUGAAGUCUUUAUCGAGACCAUGGCUUCUGGCAUAUGCGGAACGGACGAGCAUUUCUUGAAGAGCAACCAGGUCCUCGGACAUGAGGGCGUUGGCUUCGUGAGAGCUGUUGGUCCUGGCGUGACCUCUGUGAAGAUUGGAGAUCGUGUUGGAUUUGGAUUCACACAUAGUAUCUGCUCUACUUGUGAUAACUGCGUCACAGACUGGGACCAGUGCUGCCGAAACGUCAAACAGUACGGCAUGAACGACUUCGACAACGGGAGCUUUAGCUACGGCGCCGUCUGGGACGCCAACUGCGUCUUCCGUAUCCCAGAUGGACUCGACUUUGUGCACGCUGCUCCGUUGAUGUGUGCCGCUGCUACGGUUUGGACUACCCUGACCAGAUACGGCAUGCGUGCUGCAGACCGCGUGGGCAUCAUGGGCGUCGGUGGUCUGGGUCAUGUAGCUAUCAAGCUAGCUGCUGCGCUGGGAUAUUACGUCAUUGUGCUUUCUACCUCUGAGAUGAAGAGGCAGGAAGCUAUGGAGUUUGGUGCGUCGGAGUACCAUGUAUUUCGUUCGGGUGGAGCACCGCCGGAGGGAUUUCGGCCUAUAAAGCAUCUGUUGCUCUGUGCGAGUGGGGAUGUUGAUUAUUCUUCUCUGUUGACCCUUAUGGAUACGCCCAGUACCAUCUACCCAUUGACCGCUACGUUUGAGCUUUCGAAAAUACCCACGUUGGAGCUAUGCUUCAAAGGGAUUCGUAUUCAGGGCUCCUUGGUCGCCUCGCGGAAUAGUAUCCGUACCCUUCUUGAUUUUGCUACCAAGAAGAACAUUGCUCCUACCGUCAGGACCUUUCCGUUGACCAUUGCCGGGAUCGAGGAGGCUAUGAAUAUUCUGAGGGAGGGCAAGAUGCGGUACAGAGGUGUGCUCGUUCGCAACGAGUAA